UAAUUUUUCUUCUCUUUCUUGCGCAAAACAAUCGCAGCUGAUUUCAACAAAACAUUCGUUUUCAUAGAAGAAAUUUUAAUUGUUUGCAGUAUUUUCAAUGGAAUCCCAUCCUUUAAAUCUGGCACACCAACAACAUCGUCGUGCUGAAGCCCACAUAAUAAAUUACAGAUACGAUGAAGCUAUGCAGUGUCACCAUAAUGCGGCUGAAUUGCUUUUGGAUGCCAUGAAGUCUACCACUUCUUCGGGAGCUUUAGAAUCCAUCACACUUCAACACAGCUACCAUCUGAAACAAAAGGAUCUAAUCAAGAGUAAAAAAGAACAAUAUGCUAGAGUCAAGAAAGCCUUAGAAAACAUUAAAAAUUUAGGUAAAGAUCCUUUCUACAAUUUACAAGCUAAUGAUAAUGCUAAAGUGCAAGUAGCAAUAUACAGGACAAUAAAUGAAACAGAUUCACUGUUGCAAAUGCUGUCAACAAAGAAAGCAAAUGAACCAGUAGCAAAAGACACGGCCAUUAAAGAUGUUGUAGAUGGAAGAAAGAAAGAAAAAACUCCACAAACAGUUGUGGAAGAAUUACAGACAUUGAGCCAAAAUCUGCAUUCUCUUGUGGAACAACUGGUAUUGCAAGUAGAAGUGCUGAAAGAUGAAAAUACAACUUUGAAAGAAAAGGUGAAUUAUUUAGAAAAAGAAAGAACUAGAUACUUAAAUUUGCCUUCAUCAUAUGAAAUAAGCCAUAGAAACAGUGUAAACACAACGGGAGAUGGUUAUAGUGUAGAUUUAGCCCAGAAGUUACCUGUUAUUACUGAAAUGAGUAAACCAAUUAGCAACAGGCCUACCCAACAGCCUCAUUUUGAUCUGAAUGCACUAAGAAAUGACUAAUUAUAAUUUCAAUUGUGUACAAUGACUGUGUACAAUCCUGUUAUAGCAACAAUAGAAGAAUUUUAAUA
Molecule: messenger RNA, 942 nt
Organism: Ostrinia furnacalis (Asian corn borer)
Lineage: Eukaryota; Metazoa; Arthropoda; Insecta; Lepidoptera; Crambidae
Product: nuclear receptor-binding factor 2
Exons: 2
Coding region: 98-874 (258 amino acids)
Biological process (GO): autophagy
Source: RefSeq, a predicted model, not a curated record